Molecule: messenger RNA, 186 nt
Organism: Purpureocillium lilacinum
Lineage: Eukaryota; Fungi; Ascomycota; Sordariomycetes; Hypocreales; Ophiocordycipitaceae
Source: RefSeq, a predicted model, not a curated record
AUGAGAAUUACUCCUAGCACUCUCAACAGGUCAACAGCAAAGCUGUUUGAGUCGCCUGUUCCAUGUGCUGCCCGGGAUGCAGCUGGUCCGUCGAAAGCCGCGGGGCUCUACCACCACUUACACCUGAGUCCGUACACGCAAGCUGUGAUCCGCACAGGAUUAGCUACAAUCCGAUUUCCACCCUAG